Molecule: messenger RNA, 1036 nt
Organism: Amaranthus tricolor (Joseph's coat)
Lineage: Eukaryota; Viridiplantae; Streptophyta; Magnoliopsida; Caryophyllales; Amaranthaceae
Product: auxin-binding protein T92-like
Exons: 5
Coding region: 183-749 (188 amino acids)
Molecular function (GO): auxin binding
Source: RefSeq, a predicted model, not a curated record
GUACAAUAGGACCCACUUGCCACUAAGUGGAGUGAGGACUGAGGACCCCCAAGAAUUAUAACGAAGGAUUCAUACAAAUUCUAGACCAUGGAUGACUGCAGAAGGUUGAGAACGAAUAGCGUGAAAGAAAUCUCCUUGUCAUGUUUUGAUUUCGAUCGUAAUGAUCUUGGAGAGAAAGAGAGAUGCGGCAAUUAUUGAUGAUAGUGCUUUUCACUUGGCUUUAUCUUGCAGAUUCCUUCCUUGCUUCUGACUGCUCCAUUAAAGGGUUUCCACUUGUUCGGAAUAUAAGUGAGCUUCCACAAAGUAACUAUGGUAUAGAAGGCCUCUCACACACUACCCUUGUUGGGUCUGUCCUCCAUGGAAUGAAAGAGAUUGAGGUGUGGCUUCAAACAUUUUCUCCUGGAUCAACGAUACCGAUUCACAGACACUCAUGUGAAGAAGUUUUUGUUGUCUUGAAGGGCAGUGGUACACUUUAUCUUGCGUCAGACUCACAUGGAAAAUAUCCUGGCCAACCUAAAAAAUUUCCCAUCUAUGCAAACAGCACGUGUGCUAUUCCUGUCAAUGAUGUUCACCAGAUCUUGAACACUGAUAGCAAUGGCGAUCUGCAAAUACUGUGUAUUUUAUCACGUCCUCCUGUCAAAUUGUUCAUCUAUGAAGACUGGCUUAUGCCUCAUACUGCAGCCCAACUGAAGUUUCCAAUCUUUUGGGAUGAACAAUGUUUUGACUCUCCUGUUAAAGAUGAGCUCUAAGACACACUUCUGUCAUCUCCUACAUUGCUACAUCAAUGACUUAGAGCGACUAUCUUUUCACUUUACUCUAUUCACAAGUGUUGCUUUGAUCUUUUAUAGUCAAUUACUUCUUACAAAGAAUAUAGUAGUCAAAUGUUAGAUUUAUCAUAGCACAUAGUUUUAAUAAAAUAACUUCUUAUAAAUUUUACUUGCAUGUAAAUAAAUAUAUUAACAUUUUAUAAAGUAUAUUGACAUGCAUGAUGCAUGUAUUGACAAGGGUUGCAAGUAUAAAGAAACAAUGAUUCUUA